Wyeomyia smithii (pitcher-plant mosquito) is the source of this 1124-nucleotide messenger RNA. RefSeq names its product intracellular coagulation inhibitor 2-like. The record is from RefSeq and is a predicted model, not a curated record. Lineage: Eukaryota; Metazoa; Arthropoda; Insecta; Diptera; Culicidae. The transcript has 2 exons. The coding region runs from base 14 to 1036 and encodes 340 amino acids. Gene Ontology annotation, molecular function: serine-type endopeptidase inhibitor activity.
CCUCACAGUCACAAUGUGGAACUACCCGAUUAUCAUCGUUUGUUUAGGAAUCACUACCCUCGGUAGUGCGUUCGAUUCGGCCAACAAUUUCACGUUGAAUCUAUUCAAGCAGGUGUUUACGAAAGAGUCACAAAAUUUCGUUCUAUUUCCAGCGGCGAUUCGAGCAUCCUUUGCUUUGUUAUACCCGGUGGCCAACGAACGUGUAGCGCAGGAUAUGCAGCAAGUGUUACAAUUCAAUGACAAUGAAGUUGAUCCGUUGCUGGAUUUACAGACAAGUUUCCUGAAGAGUUCACAAAUUUUCCGUGAUCCCGAGGAGUUUAGUUUGCAGUUUUCUUCGCUACUUAAUGAUUACUACAACCAAGAUCGGAAAUCAUAUGUUUCGAUAGCAGCGAAAUCAGACUCGCAUCCAGCUUACAGUCUAUCGAUGGCGAGUGAAUUUAGCUUUCGGGAAACACCAUGGAGGAUUGAAUUUAAUUCUGAUGACAUCGAGCGUAGAACUUUCCACUUCCUGAACGGAGAUUUCGAAACGGAUGUUAUGAGAAGCACGAUUCGCUGUGGAUUCAUGAAACUGGAUCAAAUUGCUGCCCUCGAGCUCCAGUACAGCUGGCAGUCGGAACUAUCUCUGCUUUUGAUUAUGCCGAUUGAGAGGAAGAUCUCGCUUUCCAAUGUUGUGCAUGAACUGAACUUAGAUUAUUACCGAUACAUUGUGGAAAAUUUGCAACAGCGUCUCAUUAAAUUUGCCAUUCCAAAGUUUUCCGCAGUAACUGAAGUGUCCCUCGGUGGCGCAUUGGCUGAAAUGGGACUGGCAUCGGCUUUUUUGGCCAACGCUUACAACAUCUACAGAUACAGGGGAAGCGGAAUUGGACCACUCUAUCAGAAGGGGGCUUUUUCAGUAUGUGAAGAUGGCACAAGUGAUGGUGAAAAAUCUGGGGACCUCUUUUUGCCCUCCUUCAUCGCUGAACGACCAUUCAUGUACAUGGUGUUGAAUCGAACCACUAAGGAUAUCUCCAUUAUAGGACACUACUCCUACUAUUAGCACAAAGCGAACGAAAGUGCGAAAUCAUAACGAGCAGUCCAUUGAUUAAAGUCCAUUAAAUAAUCUCGCAAUGAAUUGCUAUCCAUCA